Molecule: messenger RNA, 4541 nt
Organism: Suncus etruscus (white-toothed pygmy shrew)
Lineage: Eukaryota; Metazoa; Chordata; Mammalia; Eulipotyphla; Soricidae
Gene: PER1
Product: period circadian regulator 1
Exons: 23
Coding region: 200-4009 (1269 amino acids)
Biological process (GO): entrainment of circadian clock by photoperiod; negative regulation of transcription by RNA polymerase II; circadian regulation of gene expression
Cellular component (GO): cytoplasm; nucleus
Molecular function (GO): transcription cis-regulatory region binding; transcription corepressor binding
Source: RefSeq, a predicted model, not a curated record
GGCAGUGGGAGUCGAGUGGGAUGCACGGGAGGCCUCUCAGCGGCGGCUCCCUGACGGGGGUAUCGGCCUCGACCGACUGUCUCCAUUCUGAGCCUUGGAUCUCCCACCUCUCUCCCUCAGCCAGGCCUCCCGGCCCCCUCGCGCAUCCGUGGUGGCCUCUGCACCAUUCCUGUUCUCCUGCCCUGCCCAUGGCCCGGAUAUGAGUAGCUCCCAAGAAGGGGCGGACGGGGUAGGGGACCCCAGGACCAGGGAACCCUUUUGUUCCGGAGGGACCCCAUCCCCUGGGCCUCCUCAGCACCGGCCUUGCCCAGACCCCAACCUAGCUGAUGACAUGGAUGCCAACAGCAAUGGCUCAAGUGGCAAUGAGUCGAAUGGGCCAGAGUCCAGGGGUGCGUCUCAGCGGAGCUCGCAUAGCUCCAACGGCAAGGACUCAGCCCUGCUGGAGACCACAGAGAGCAACAAGAGUACAAACUCUCAGAGCCCGUCCCCACCAAGCAGUUCCAUUGCCUACAGCCUCCUGAGUGCCAGCUCAGAGCAGGACAACCCAUCGACCAGUGGCUGCAGCAGUGAGCAGUCAGCCCGGGCGAGGACCCAGAAGGAACUCAUGACGGCACUUCGGGAGCUCAAACGUCGACUGCCUCCGGAGCGCCGGGGCAAGGGCCGCUCUGGGACUCUGGCCACGCUGCAGUAUGCUCUGGCCUGUGUCAAGCAGGUGCAGGCCAACCAGGAAUACUACCAACAGUGGAGCCUGGAGGAGGGGGAGCCUUGUUCCAUGGAUAUGUCCACCUAUACUCUGGAGGAGCUGGAGCAUAUCACAUCUGAGUACACGCUUCGCAACCAGGAUACCUUCUCCGUGGCGGUCUCCUUCCUGACGGGCCGAAUUGUCUACAUUUCUGAGCAAGCAGGCGUCCUGCUGCGCUGCAAGCGGGAUGUGUUCCGUGGUGCCUGCUUCUCAGAAUUCCUGGCUCCCCAGGAUGUGGGGAUCUUCUAUAGUUCCACUGCUCCAUCCCGUCUGCCUACUUGGGGUGCCGGGGCUUCAGCAGGUUCAGGCGUCAAGGACUUCACCCAGGAGAAGUCUGUCUUCUGCCGUAUUCGAGGAGGUCCUGACCGGGAACCAGGACUUCGGUACCAGCCAUUCCGCCUAAUUCCGUAUGUCACCAAGAUUCGGGCCUUGGAUGGGGCCCCUGCUCAGCCAUGCUGCCUGCUUAUUGCAGAGCGCAUCCAUUCGGGUUAUGAAGCUCCCCGGAUCCCUCCUGACAAGAGAAUUUUCACCACACGACACACUCCCAGCUGCCUCUUCCAGGAUGUGGAUGAAAGGGCUGCCCCGCUGCUGGGUUAUCUCCCUCAGGACCUCUUGGGAGCGCCUGUGCUCUUGUUCCUGCAUCCGGAGGACCGACCCCUUAUGUUGGCCAUCCACAAGAAGAUCCUGCAGCUGGCGGGCCAGCCUUUUGACCACUCUCCUAUUCGCUUCUGUGCCCGCAAUGGAGAGUAUGUCACCAUGGACACCAGCUGGGCUGGCUUUGUGCACCCCUGGAGUCGCAAGGUAGCCUUUGUUUUAGGCCGCCACAAAGUGCGCACGGCACCUCUGAAUGAGGACGUGUUCACUCCCCCGACCCCCAGUCCGGCCUUGUCUCUUGACCCUGAUAUCCAGGAACUCUCUGAGCAGAUCCAUCGGUUACUGUUACAGCCCGUGCACAGCCCCAGUUCCACAGGGCUCUGCGGAGUCGGCCCUGUGACUUCUCCAGGUCCUCUCCUCAGCCCUGGCUCCUCCAGCGAGAGCAACGGGGGAGAUGCCGAGGGACCUGGCCCUCCUGCCCCAGUGACUUUCCAGCAGAUCUGUAAGGAUGUCCAUCUGGUGAAGCACCAGGGCCAGCAGGUCUUCAUUGAGUCCCGCACCCGGCCGCUGACCCGGCCCCGCAUCCCUAGUGUGGUCAAGGCUAAGACUUUUCCCUGCCAGUCCCCAGACCCAGAGUUGGAGGCUGCGCCUGCUUCAAUCCAGGCCCCUUUAGCUGCAGUCCCCGAGGAGGCUGAGAGGAAGGAAGCCUCCAGUUGUUCCUACCAACAGAUCAACUGCCUGGACAGCAUUCUUAGGUACCUAGAGAGCUGCAGCAUCCCCGGCACGACCAAGCGUAAAUGUGCCUCCUCUUCCUCCUGUACUGCAUCCUCAGCUUCUGACGACGAUAAGCAGAGGACAGGUCCAGUCCCUGUGGGCGCCAAGAAAGAUCCAGCAUCAGCGGUGCUGUCUGGGGAGGGGGCUACUCCUCGGAAGGAGCCUGUAGUGGGAGGCACCUUGAGCCCACUCGCCCUGGCCAAUAAGGCAGAGAGCGUGGUGUCCAUCACCAGUCAGUGUAGCUUCAGCUCCACCAUCGUCCAUGUGGGAGACAAGAAGCCCCCGGAGUCGGAUAUCAUCAUGAUGGAGGACCUGCCUGGACUGGCGCCAGGCCCAGCCCCCAGCCCUACAGUAGCCCCUGAUCCCGUCCCAGAUGCUUACCGCCCAGUGGGCUUGACCAAGGCAGUGCUGUCUCUGCACACGCAGAAGGAGGAGCAGGCCUUCCUCAGCCGCUUCCGUGACCUUGGUAGGCUGCGUGGACUCGACGGCUCCUCCGUGGCUCCCUCGGCCCCUGGCUGCCACCAUGGCCCUGCACCCUCUGGCCGCCGCCACCACUGCCGAUCCAAAGCCAAGCGCUCACGCCACCACCAGACUCCCCGGACGGAAGCCCCCUGCUACGUCUCCCACCCCUCAACUGUGCCAUCCUCUGCUCCCUGGGCCCCACCACCAGCCACUCCUCCCUUCCCAGCUGUGGUCCAGUCCUACCCUCUCCCAGUGUUCUCUCCACGAGGAGGCGCCCAGCCUCUCCCCCCUUCCCCUACAUCUAUGCCCUCAACCGCUUUCCCUGCCCCCCUGGUAACUCCAAUGGUGGCCUUGGUACUCCCUAAUUAUCUCUUCCCUGCUCCAUCCAGUUAUCCCUGUGGAGUGCCCCAAACUCCUGCUGAGGGUCCUGCUACUCCUGUCUCCCCUUCUCCUUCCCCUUCUCUGCCCCCCAUGCCCCCCAGCCCUACCCAGCGCCCAGAAGCUCCACUGUUCAAUUCGAGAUGUAGCUCCCCACUUCAAUUAAAUCUGCUACAGCUUGAGGAGACCCCUCGAGUUGAGGGGGGUACAGUUGCAGGGGGCUCUGGGGACAGUGCUGGGCCCCCGCCUCCCACUGAGGAGGCUGCUGAGCCAGAGACCAGACUGGUGGAGGUGACCGAGUCCUCCAACCAGGACGCACUUUCAGGCUCCAGUGACCUGCUGGAGUUGCUGCUGCAGGAGGACUCUCGCUCGGGCACAGGCUCCGCCUCAGGUUCCUUGGGCCCUGGCUCUGGUUCUGGCUCGCAGGAGGGGGGCAGCACCUCAGCCAGCAUGACUCGUAGCAGUCAGAGCAGCCGCACAAGCAAGUACUUCGGCAGCAUCGACUCUUCGGAGGCGGAGGCCGGAGCUGCCCAGGGCCGGGUUGAGCCUGGGGACCAGGUCAUCAAGUACGUGCUCCAGGACCCCAUCUGGCUGCUCAUGGCCAACGCGGACCAGCAAGUCAUGAUGACCUACCAGGUACCCUCCAGGGACAUGGCAUCUGUGCUGAAGAAGGAUCGGGAACAGCUCCGGGCGAUGCAGAAGCAGCAGCCUCGGUUCUCAGAGGACCAGCGAAGAGAGCUGGGCGCCGUGCACUCCUGGGUCUGGAAGGGCCAGCUGCCUCGGGCUCUUGAUGUGAUGGCCUGCGUGGACUGUGGCAGCAACACCCAAGACCGAGGCCACCACGAAGACCCACUCUUCUCGGAGCUGGAUGAACUGGGGCUGGAGCCGAUGGAGGAGGGAGCGGGCGAGGGUGGUGGCUCUGGGGCGGGUGGCGAUGAGACCCGAAGCCAAGCUGGGGCCGGGCUCUUGCGCUCCCAGGACUUGGCCAUGGAGGAGGAGGAACAAGGUGGGAGCUCCUCCAGUCGAGCCUUAACUGCCACAGAAAACGGCGCAAGCUAAACUGCAUUUGGGCCACCCCUGGGAGUGCCCAGCUCUCAGAACUCAAAUGUGGCUGGACCAACCAAUAGCAAACUGCCCCAGCUUUUGCUGCUGUCGGGGGUCCGAGACCCCCUGUCACCAGCCAGGGACCCAGGGACCGCCUCUGACCUCUUGGGGAACAGAGGCUGGAACUCUUCCGUCCAUCUCAGAGCACCCUCCCCUAGAGCCCCUGGAGAGGAGGCCGCCUUCCCGUGGAGUGGACACUGCUGGCAAGCUGCUGAAGUGGUUUCCCAGAAACGUGCUCCGCCGAGUCUGGUCCCAAGGGUUGGGCUACACUUAUUUAUUGGGGGGAACAGCCCUCUUUCCCUCUCCCUGGUGGGAGGAAGGUCUGAACCCCUAGCUGCUCCAGGGUGGGGGAGGUUGGUGGACCAUGGAGUCCCUGGUGCUGCCCUCAGGUGGGACCCAGACGUUCUCAGCUGUACCUCUACCGAUGGCGUUUGUGUUUUUGAUAUCGUGUCUGUUGUUAUUUUUUAAUACAAAAAGAAAAAAAAGA